UCCUCAUCUUCAUCAUCAUCAUCGUCCUCCUCCUCCUCGUACGUUGGUCCUAACCGGAUCGCAGUGAAGUGCACACACCCACACACACACGCUUCAGGCUGGGUGGAUGCUGCUCAGGCACCAUGGAGCAAAAAGCAUCCAAGGAUGAAGGCACGUCCAGGGGACAAGAGUCCUACCAGCGGCGAAUGUGGAAGACUUUCCAGGAGAAAACCAAGCCGUGGCUCAGUCCCAAACUGGGCUCGGAGCGCCGCGCUAGCGGCGGAGCAGAGGGCACGAAGAAGGAGUCAGGACUGUGGAUGUUUAAGAGGAAAAAGAAACACUUGGACCGAGUGUUCUCUUCCUCGCAGCCCAAUCUUCGCUGCUCCUCUCCGCCGGACAAGCGCGGCGGAGGCGGACGCAUUGACGCGGCGGCCGGGACCAGCCGAGGAUCAGGAGGCGACAGGCAACAUCUCGGUGCGGCUUCCGGGAGCACGGGGAGCAAACCCGAGCUGACGGUUCACGGAAGCCCGAAGAUCCACGUCUCGCAGCUCAUCGCGUCCCAGCAGAAGAGCUCCUCGCUAGGCUCGGCGUGUUUUGAGAAGCUGGUGGUGGAUCCGAACGUGGUCCUGCAGGAGAAAGGGCAGCUGACGAAGAAGACAAGUGAUUUUGGCACCAGUAUCGUGGACCCUUGUAAUGCAGAGCCUGUGCCUCCCAGUCCAGCCAUGUACCAGCUGGAUAUUGUCUUGAAAAAAGGCAACAACCUGGCCAUCCGAGAUCGCACAGGUACCAGUGACCCAUAUGUCAAGUUCAAGAUUCAAGGGAAGGAGGUGUUCAGGAGUAAAACCAUCCAUAAGAACCUCAAUCCUGUGUGGGAUGAAAGAGCAAGUCUCCUGGUGGAAAGCCUGAGGGACCCGCUGUACGUCAAGGUUUUUGACUAUGACUUUGGACUCCAAGAUGACUUCAUGGGCUCGGCGUAUCUCUACUUGGAGUCUCUGGAACAUCAGAGGACACUGGAAGUUACCCUGGACCUAAAGGACCCGCAUUAUCCAGACCACAAUCUAGGCAGCUUGGACCUUUCCGUCACUUUAUCCCCGCGUGAGGGCGACAUGAGAGAUGCAACCAUGCUUUUGAGAAGGAACUGGAAACGAUCUAGUAAGUGUCAGAGUAUGCGCCUGUCGGAUGUACACCGAAAAGCUCAACUGUGGCGGGGCAUCGUCAGCAUCAGUCUGAUCGAAGGUCGCGGCCUCCAGCCCAUGGACGACAACGGCCGAAGUGACCCUUAUGUUAAAUUUAGGAUGGGCCACCAAAAGUACAAGAGCAAGACGAUUCCCAAAACGCUGAAUCCUCAAUGGAGAGAGCAGUUUGACUUCCACAUGUAUGAGGAGCAAGGAGGCUACGUGGACAUUACUGUCUGGGACAAAGAUGCUGGCAAGAAAGACGACUUCAUGGGAAAGUGUACAAUCGACUUGUCCCUCCUCAGUAAAGAACACACACACAAGCUGGAGUUGCUACUUGAGGAAGGCGAAGGCGUGCUGGUAAUGCUGGUGACGCUCACGGCCUCCGCUGCCGUCUCCAUCUCCGACAUGUCGGUCAACGUGCUGGACGACCCGCAUGAGCGACUGCAGAUCAAGCAGAGAUAUAGCUUGUGGAGGUCGUUGCGCAACCUGAAAGACGUCGGCGUGGUGCAAGUAAAAGUCAUCCGGGCUGAGGGCUUGAUGGCUGCAGAUGUCACAGGUAAGAGUGACCCAUUCUGUGUAGUGGAGCUGAGUAACGAUCGACUGCAGACUCACACCGUUUACAAAAACCUUAACCCGGAGUGGAACAAGGUCUUCACUUUUAACGUGAAGGACAUCCACACAGUGCUUGAGGUCACCGUCUACGACGAGGACCGAGACAGAAGCGCAGACUUCCUGGGGAAAGUGGCCAUUCCUUUACUCAAUAUCCAAAAUGGAGAACGCAAAGCCUACGCCUUGAAAAGCAAGGAGCUGACAGGGCCAACCAAAGGGGUCAUCUUUCUUGAAAUAGACGUCAUUUUUAACGCUGUGAAGGCUGGUCUCAGGACGUUGAUCCCCAUUGAGCAGAAGUAUAUUGAGGAGGAGCCCAGAGUGUCCAAACAGUUGCUGUUGCGCAACUUCAACAGAGUGAGGCGCUGCAUCAUGUUCAUCAUCAACACCGGUUAUUACAUCAACAGCUGCUUCGAAUGGGAAUCUCCCCAGAGGAGCAUCUGUGCCUUUGUGCUCUUUGUCGUCCUGGUGUGGAACUUUGAACUCUAUAUGAUUCCGCUGGCUUUGUUGCUACCCUUGGCCUGGAACUACAUUCUCAUCACGUCGGGCAAGGAUACGAGGCAAGAUGUGCAAGCAAUGGAGGAUCUGAUGGAGGACGAGGAUGAGGAUUUUGACAAAGAUGACAGGGAAACUAAACCAGAGGCCGGGGACGACAGCCAUGAUAAAUACCGUACCCUUGAGGAUUUGUUGUCUUCCUGGCACUUUGAGUGGAUUCUAGUAAUGGUGGACUCGGAGAGAAAGGGCUUCAUGAACAAGAUUUAUGCCAUUCAGGACGUGUGUAUCAGCGUGCAGAAUGCGCUGGAUGAAGUGGCCUCCUAUGGCGAGAGGAUAAAGAACACUUUUAAUUGGACUGUGCCUUUCCUAAGCUGGCUGGCCAUCGUCGCUCUUGGAAUGGCCACCGUCAUUGUUUACUUCAUCCCGCUCAGAUACAUUGUGCUAGCCUGGGGAGUGAAUAAAUUCACCAAGAAGCUGCGAGACCCUUACACCAUUGACAACAACGAGAUCUUGGACUUUUUGUCCCGAGUGCCCUCUGAUGUCCAAGUGGUGCAGUACCGAGAGCUGAAACUAGAUCCCAAUCCCAGUCCAAAUAAGAGGAAGAAAAACAACCCCGGGUAGAAGUCUUGCCUUGUGUCCAUUUCCUGUGUGCUGCUCCAUUACUGGACUCUAAGAAGAGCGAGGUGGGAGCCGCUCGGAACCCAACGUGGCCAUUAAAGGCGCCUAAUGUUUAAUUUUGGAAACAAAAAAGAAAUUCUUAUCCCCAUUUGGCUAAAAACAAAAGAUGGUAGAGGAUGGAUCUGUAAGUACAUCAUUUCCAGGUCCUCCUCCUAUCACACUAAUUCUACAUUUCAUGCACCAAAAAACAAAAGUCUUCUUGCAUUGUUGAAGUGCCACUCAAAUAAUUCAUGUUGUCUUCCUGCGAUACGGAUGGCAGCCUUUUGGAUUGAACGAUCCAGAACGCUAUCACAUUGUUUUUCUACACAAACGUACACAGAACGUGUUUUUAAAUGCUUUUAAAUGCAGUUUGACUUCAAAACGCAGCAAUGUCGCAAAUGUUUUCGUGAUGUAUUUAUUUAUUUAUUUUUUAUUUAUGACACAUUACUGAGGGUUCGGGCUCACAAUCUUUGUAUCAAAUUCAUCCAAGCACUGGGCAGCAGAAGAAAGGACAUUCACCAAAGUUAUAUAGUUGUCUGAAAUGUCUUGAAUGGUUAUGAUUGAAGGAUUGUAAGCCUACUCGGGCUGGUUCACAAAAACAGUCACGCAGAGAAACACAGACUGUGCGUGAUGCCAUGCCCCAGGCCGCCCUCGCCAUCCGCCCCGUCUCAAACGCUGAUCUGAGAAGCGUGUGUGAGCCAGGGUUUUGUGUGUUUACGGAAUCAAAGCCAAGGUGGCUUUUUCACCGCUCUUGUCGUGUUUCCAUUUGAUGUCCCCCCUGCAGCUGCGUAGCUGUUGCUGUCUCCAUCAUGAUUCCAUGGUGCCGUUUGGAUGAAUUAAAAAAAAAAAAAGAAGGAAGGAAUUGUGAGCCGGGCCCUUUCAUAAAUAUGUUCCGAAUACGCGUGCCCACUCAUUUCUGGAUUUAGUUUACGACGGUUUUUGAACAUUUGCAAGCAAACCAAAGUGUUUGUCAUUAGCAUUUCCAAGCUAUAAAUCAGGGGUGUCCAAACUUUGACGCGGGGGCUACUUGCGUCCCGCUAUCCAUUUUCCUGUGGCAAAUAAUGCUAAAUAAAUGUGCAGAAGAAAUUGCUUGUGAAUACUGAAAAUUUUAACGCAAGUGAAAAGAAGAGGGAGAAUUAAAUUGAAUUUUUUUUUUUUAAAGAAUACGUCAUAUCGAUAACUUGUUCAUGGAGAUAUUAAAAAGAUACAAAUUCAAAUUAGCAAUUUAAAUUAGUUAUGUUUCAAACUAAGGUUAUUCCCACAUCUUUCCAUGUUUGCGGCUUUUGGAAGGAAAUGCUUGGACACCCCUGCUACAAAUGAAUGUAUCAGACUGUAAAGAGGAAAAGUUGUUUGCACCCACUUGAAUUGAGACUACUUAUUUUUUAACUCUGUGUACAUAGCUUAGUCCUUAAUAAAUAAAUGAUGGUUGUAUUUUAUACCGUAUGCUUGUUGAUGGUUUGCCGUUGGCGCUGUAAAGUAUCUGUAUGCCUGCCUCAUUUUCUAAGAUGUCUUUUCUCGUGUGCGUCUGCCUGCAAUGUUUGUGCCUGCCUGCCUGCGACAUCACUGUCAUGUGUUCAAUCUGUGACAUCAUGUGACCAACUGCAGAAGCUCAGGUGGAUUGGCUCACAUCCUGUCGCGCCCAAAUGAAAUGCAACUGAUGUAUGUUGAAGAAAACAAAAAUACGACAAUAAAAUAGUUUAUAUCUUUA
Molecule: messenger RNA, 4623 nt
Organism: Syngnathus acus (greater pipefish)
Lineage: Eukaryota; Metazoa; Chordata; Actinopteri; Syngnathiformes; Syngnathidae
Gene: mctp1a
Product: multiple C2 domains, transmembrane 1a
Exons: 22
Coding region: 123-2879 (918 amino acids)
Biological process (GO): regulation of neurotransmitter secretion
Cellular component (GO): synaptic vesicle membrane
Molecular function (GO): calcium ion binding
Source: RefSeq, a predicted model, not a curated record